AUGAACCUUAAACAAUGUUUUCUUUUCUUUACUUUGGAUUUCAGAUCAAAACCUUCUUUUGAAGAUAGUAAUGACAAUGAUGUUGUUCUAAAGCCUGCGAUUGAUGUGGCUGAGCAAUUGCAUGUGCCUCAGUAUAAAGAAGUGACGCUUGAUGAUAAAGACUUGAGGUAUGGUGCUGAAAAGGAGCUUGGAGCAAAUGGCCACAACCUUGACUGGUGUGAUAGUGUUCAAGAGGAUGAGCUGAGCAUUGUUUUAUCUAUGGCACUUGAUUGUUUGGUUGUCAUCACAUUUGUUGGAGCAUCUGAUCUGGCUGAAACAGAGUUAUCUUUGAAAGCCAUGUGGGAUCUAAUGUUGUCAAAUCGAACCUGCAAGUGUGGGCACUGCAAGAAACUUGCUCUAGAGUAUGAGAAUGUGGCCAAGGCACUUAGCAAGCAUGACCCACCGAUUGUUCUCGCUAAGGUUGAUGCUAACGAGGAGAAGAACAUGCCACUUGCUACCAAGUACGAGGUCCAAGGGUUCCCAACCAUCAAGAUCUUCAGGGACCAGGGGAAGAACAUUCAGGAAUAUAAUGGCCCUAGGGAGGCUGAUGGCAUUGUGGAUUACUUGAAGAAGCAGGUUGGCCCUGCGUCCAAGGAGAUCAAGUCACCGGAAGAUGCGGCGGCCCUUAUCGAUGACAAGAAGAUCUACAUUGUUGGUAUCUUCGCUGAAUUCAGCGGCACCGAAUUUACAAACUUCAUGGAGGUCGCAGAGAAGCUGAGGUCUGACUACGACUUGCUUGGUUCCUACUCCUACCUUAUAAAUAUUUGGCAAUGGGCAUUGCUCAGUAUACUUUGA
This is a messenger RNA of Zea mays, 834 nucleotides long. RefSeq names its product protein disulfide-isomerase. Gene Ontology annotation, biological process: response to endoplasmic reticulum stress; protein folding. The coding region runs from base 1 to 834 and encodes 277 amino acids. The transcript has 6 exons. Lineage: Eukaryota; Viridiplantae; Streptophyta; Magnoliopsida; Poales; Poaceae. Gene Ontology annotation, molecular function: protein disulfide isomerase activity. Gene Ontology annotation, cellular component: endoplasmic reticulum. The record is from RefSeq and is a predicted model, not a curated record.